UUUAGUAUUGUGUGUGAAAGACGGGGGGCGGUGACAUAUUUUUACCCGUCAUCGUUAUAAUUUUGUGAAUUUUGUUGAAAAAAGCUAAAUUUAGUGCCGUUUUCGUGUGUUUAUGUCAGGACUGAACGUGAUGAUGGCGGGUCAGACUAUAAACGAUAGGCUUUUAGCCGCUCGCCACAGUAUCGCCGGCCAGGGAUUAGCAAAAUCAGUGUGCAAAGCUACCACUGAAGAAAUGAUUGCACCCAAAAAGAAACAUUUAGAUUAUCUAGUCCACUGCACGAACGAGCCGAAUGUAUCCAUACCGCAGCUGGCCAACCUUCUGGUGGAAAGGACUCAGAAUACCAACUGGGUGGUGGUUUAUAAGGCUCUCAUCACCGUUCAUCAUCUACUAGCCUAUGGGAAUGAGAGGUUUACACAAUACCUAGCAUCGAGUAAUUCAACAUUUCAACUCAGUAAUUUCUUAGAUAAAAGUGGAGUACAAGGCGCGGCCGGUGCCCGGAUUGGGUAUGACAUGUCGCCGUUCAUCCGGCGGUACGCCAAGUACUUGAAUGAGAAGGCGCUGUCCUACAGGACUGUUGCCUUUGACUUCUGCAAAGUUAAGAGGGGUAAAGAGGAGGGCUCUCUCCGCAUGAUGAACGCAGAGAAACUGCUCAAAACCCUCCCAGUACUACAAGCCCAGUUGGACGCCCUGCUGGAGUUCGACUGCACAGCCAAUGAUCUGACCAAUGGCGUCAUCAGCAUGUGCUUCAUGCUGCUCUUCCGGGAUCUCAUCAGAUUGUUCGCCUGUUACAACGACGGCAUAAUAAAUCUGCUGGAGAAGUACUUCGACAUGAACAAGAAGAAUUGUCGCGAGGCUCUCGACCUCUAUAAGAAGUUCCUCAUCAGGAUGGAUAGGGUCGGAGAGUUCUUAAAGGUAGCUGAAAACGUGGGUAUAGACAAGGGCGAUAUCCCGGAUCUGACGAAGGCCCCCAGCAGUCUUCUGGACGCUCUAGAGGGCCACCUCGCCGCGCUCGAGGGAAAGAAGGGAUCCGCCGCUAACACUCCCACGCAGACCGCCAGCGCCCAAAAGAACGUUGCAAGCGUGAUGGGUGCGCUUUCAUCCACAUCUUCAUCGUUCGGCAACGCGGCCGCUUCUACCAGGCUGGACAACCAAGCCAACGGCGCGUCCCCACUCUUCAUAGACGACACGCUGAAACAACAGGCAUUGGCUGAGGAAGAGGCCGCUAUGAACCAAUACAAGGUCCAUUUAUUCCAAGGGGAUCAACUGACAGGCGACGAAGAUAUAUCGGUCAUACUUAACAAGGUGCAAUCUCCGACCAACUCGGCGGCGAACAAUCCGUUCCUUUCAACUGCGGCGCCCAAUAACCAGAACCAGUCGAUAGUAGACUUGUUUGGUCCGAGCCCGGCGGAUACUACCGCCCAGUCUAACAAGGCCUCUGAUGAUUUGCUCUCACUGGGCAAUCCGUUCGCUGAUAUGUUCGGAGCUUCGGGCGUUCAACCCGCCGCGGCCCAGCCGCUGUGGCCGCAGCAACAACAGAGCAACGGGUUCGGGGCCGCGUUCCCGGCACAGAACAACACGUUCGUGUCCGAGGCUAACUUCACUAACGUUUUCAGUAACACUGACACGACAGGUCAACCGCCCCAACAACAACAGCCCGGGAAAGUGCUAACGGGCGAUCUGGACUCGUCACUCGCUCAGUUGGCCAAUAACUUGACCAUCAAUAAGAGCGCUGCAGCUCAGAAACCGAUGCAGUGGAAUUCUCCGAAGACCACCUCCAAGCCCGGCGCCACUUGGAGCCCACAGCCGAUGCAAGCCACCACCGGAGCGGGAUAUAGGCCUAUGGGUCCAGGCAUGAACCUCCCACCAAUGCCCCACACCUUGCCCCAUACAUAUCACCCUCCGCAUUUUAUGAUGCAACAGCCAGGCAUGGUAAUGGGGAUGCCUGGAGCCCCAAUGAUGCCCAUGGGGAUGGCCCCACCGAUGCGACCAGCGGUCCCCCCACAGCCCACCACAAACCAAUUUAGCUAAACUGGCAAAUGUCUGACCCAAAUGCCUCGGCCUCAUAUACUGAUUCGAAUCGAACAACAAUUUCGAUAUUCGAAUUUUGAAUUUGGAGAAAAAUUGUUAUUUGAUACCACUUUUUUCCGCGAUUGUACCGUCGUAUUUCAAAUACGGAAUUGCACUUUAAAUAUGUUUUGAAUAUAUUUCUGAACGUAAUAAUGUAAUAAUACGUUAUUUAUUAAAUGAUGAGAUGAAAGCAUUCGGGUCUUACUUCUAAAUCAAAUAAGUGUAGCCCGAGUAGGUAUUUCUAUUCUUGCAAAAAUAUGUUACGGCGCUCUUCAUCAAACCUUCCUAGGUCAUUUACUGUGUUCAUAGUUACCGCAAAAGCUUUGUUUAGUCAUAAAUUAGUUCUUACAGCACGGUAAAUUGAAUUGGGUAGGAAAAUUCUUGUUCAACAUUAGUCGUUGUGACAUUUCAAUACUCUUGGCCUUGGUUCGGCCUGUGACGUCACUUGGGAAAUGUACAGUCGGCCGCAUGUCAAUUAAUCAAAUAAAUUAAUUUUGGAAAAUUAUUUAACCUGUAAUACAUAUAUAAAUAUAUUUUGACGGGACUAAAAUCAAAAAUGGCACUUUAAUUCAUAGCAAUUUUGUUAGCAAGUAGUUGGACUUAGAGAUUUAUUUGAUGUGCGGUUUGCUGUACUUAUCUGUUAUUUAUUGCUCAUUUUUAUGCCCUGAGCUAAUACCGUGAUAUGAAGAUUGAUCUAAUAAUUUAUGAGUAACAAUCGGUAUUUAAAUAAAUUAUGAAAGAAUGAAUUUUAUUUUUAAUAGAAAAUUUAUUUUAAGUAUAAUCAUGUCAUAGUCUUUUUAUGAAAAACAAUUGACUUAUGAACAUUUUUGUUUUCAAUGAAAUUUCUUAUGAAAAUGGUGCAUGUAAUAUUUUCGUUUUUCAAAUUUCUACACACAUCACAUUCCAUAUUUGUACAAAGAUCAUAAUAUAUUUUAGCGGCAGUAUUACUGCAGCAUAAUACUUAUAACAUUGUGAUUAUAAACACCAGAUGAUUUUUUUUAAAUAUCUUACAAAAAAUAAUUGCAAACAUGUUUAAAUAAAAUUUACUCGAUUUUUAGCGUGGUAAAUACCACAAUUUCAAAUUGAUGUCCGUAACGUCUUCUAUUCAUACUUUCUUUGUUGAAUUGAGAUUAUAAAAGGCACUGGACAUUAUUUUUCUUAUAAUUUUAAGAUUUUUAAUAUAUCUUCUAAACCAGUCUGGUGUUUAAAAGAUCACCCUAUACCUACAGGCUUUAUUUUUUUAGUCAGUGCAAAUAUUAUUUUCCUGAAUGAUUUAUGAAUAUCAACGAUUUUCAGUAUGUGACUUAAAUCACGAAAUGGUAUAUGAAAUACAUAUUUCGUGUUUAAAUGUUAAAUUUCAUAGUAGUUGUUAAUAUUCAUUAUUGUCAAAAUUAUUUGUAUUUACUAAAAAAAAAACCCUGUUUGCCUAUAGACAACUUAAUUUGCAUGCGUAGUCGGCAUUUAUGACUUUAGUUGAGAUGAAUUAGUUUAGUUCAAUGUACGAAAAAACGUCUAGUUUGAAAAGAUGGGCAAACAUUAUCUAUAUUGAAACGUGUAUAAAUGUAAUAACUGCAUAUUAUAUAAUACAUUAGGUUCUAUUAGAGGUAUCACUGGUUUCUCGUAUCUUUACUCAUGUUCUAAAUUAAAGAAUUUAAGAUAGUGUCUCCAGUGUUGCAAUAUAUACAUAUAAAAAGAAUGGCAGCAUUAACCGCUUUGGUAGCAACAGUAUCCAUAUUCACCAUAUUAUUGUGUAAAAAUGUAUUUAUCAUAAAAAAAUACAAUAUAUUACGAAUAGCGAGUUAUCACAUUAGAUUGUUAUAAUGUUAGAUAUUACGGGUGUAAAUCGUUUGGAUGUUGUGAAUAUAUGGACUAGGUGCUUUUCACGUGAUCUACAUUUUCUUCUCAUUAUUUAUUUCCAAAAGAAAAUUAUAUCAAAUCCUACAUUGCAGUUUUUUUGUUAUCAGGUCGGGAUUUUUAAUCUGUACAUCAUUAAAAAAUGGCAAUACUUUGUACAAAAUCAUGUUUAUUUGUAACAUAAAAAUACUUUUACUAAAUAAACCUUAAAAUAACAGUUAAAUUAAAUGUACUAUAAUGCAGCCCCGUCCAAACGAAGCCACGGAAUAAUAUAUAUACUUGAAGGAAAAUUUAUUUGUGAUAUUUUUUUUUUAAAGACUGCGACGCAAUUUCGAAGUAUUACGAGAUGUUUAUUUUUAUUUAUUGCAAUGAUUUGAACAAAGUAUUGGAAUUAAGAAAGUGUUGGCAGUGUGUAAAAUCUUUCAUUAAUAUUUUUCCAGUUAAUCUAUUGUAGGAUUACGUAGCAAUUAUCUGUGUUGCCGCAUUAUCUAAAUAUAACGUAUAUGUAUAAAACACAUAAAUAAUAUUAAUCGCUUGAACGUGUAGGUAGAUGUUUGUGAAAACACAGUAUAUAGACUUUAAAAUUGGUUUAACAGUUAAAAUUCUUACAGUACUAGUAUAUCGUUUGUAAAUAUAUUUGUUCACAUAGUGCAUAGUAUGUUUUAUAAAAUUAUGAUGUUAUUUCUUUACAUUGUAACUGUCUAAGAAGCACUUAGUCAAUUCAAAAUGGCGUUUAUGGCUCUCCAUAUCUAUUUAGGUCUGGUCAAAACUUUAUUGAUGAUUUAACAAAAAUAAUGUCACAGCCAUAAGUCUUGAUUUUCAAUAAAACAUUAAAAAAUAUAGGUAUCUUUUGGUUAUUGUGAAUAAAAAGGCGAUUUAGUACUAGCCAAUCAAAAAUAAUGAGUCGAAUUUCAGAACAUAUUUCGACGAUAAAGUGUCUCCUUAGACGGUUGACUGCUUAUUUUAUAUAAUUAUCGUUUAAUUUAACCCAUUUAAUGAUAUUUAAUAUCAUUUUAUUAAAUUGUAUGUUAGAUCUGUUGAUUGGGACCUUCUGAGUACGCGUUUACUGUGCAAUAAUUGUAUACUUUUGUAAAAUUAUUUCCAUAUUAAUUACGUGAACAUGUAAUUUUUUUCAAAAGUAUUAUCAUUUGAAUAUUAUGAAAUUAGCUUGGCACGCACAUCCCAGUAUGAUUUUAUACGCGAUUAUAAAGUUAGUAUGUUAAAAACUGCGAUGUGAUGGUCAAACGACUGAUUAUGUUGGAUCGUGGUCGUAUUUACCCUAACACUCUAAAGCUGCAUUCACAUAUGUUUCUUAAAAUCAAGCUUUAGACAUAAUUAACCCGUUCCUCAAAUCUUGUCAAUGUAAAAUUUAAAUACAAAGCAUGAUUUAAGACUCUUAUUUGAGUGCAUGUUGUGUUAGACGCGAAUAUAUUCCAAAUAGCUAACGACCUUAUGCCAUACUGCUCAGCAGUAAAGUCGAUUUAUACGGCCUUAAAUUUUUAAGUUGUAAAUUUUAUUAUGAUUAUUUUAUCAAAAUAAUUUUAAUCGUCCUUUUUAUGUAAAUAUUCGCCGCUUUAUCAAUUAGUUUUAUUGCGUCUUGAUAUUUGAUUUAGUUUAUUUAUGAAAGGAAUAAAUCAGUUAUAAAUA
Molecule: messenger RNA, 5569 nt
Organism: Amyelois transitella
Lineage: Eukaryota; Metazoa; Arthropoda; Insecta; Lepidoptera; Pyralidae
Gene: lap
Product: phosphatidylinositol-binding clathrin assembly protein LAP
Exons: 16
Coding region: 113-2029 (638 amino acids)
Biological process (GO): clathrin-dependent endocytosis; synaptic vesicle budding from presynaptic endocytic zone membrane; clathrin coat assembly
Cellular component (GO): extrinsic component of presynaptic endocytic zone membrane; clathrin-coated pit; synaptic vesicle
Molecular function (GO): clathrin heavy chain binding; SNARE binding; phosphatidylinositol-4,5-bisphosphate binding
Source: RefSeq, a predicted model, not a curated record